AUGCAAUCAACCGAAGAAGGUCAAAGACCUAAUGACACAACAUUUAACCACCCCAACUAGGAAAUUGGAAUGACCCUCGCAAUGGCUGACUUUCUCGACGAAAAUUUCGUUGAAAGCGUCACGGCUGGCCACCAAAGUGCACAGAAAGACAAAAUGGCUAAAAGUCUGCGUUCAAAGUUCAAGCGGAAGAUGCGCUCAAUAGCCAGAGCGAAAAAAGCUCCUAAAGAACGGAUUCUUCUUGAUGCGGCAGUUGCCCGAAGAGAGGCCUAUGAACUAGAACAAGCAGCCAAGGAAGAUGAAGCUGCAAAAAACGCUCCUGGCACGGACAAGCUCGAAACGAUGGAUGACACAGGCGAGGGCACCGCCAAGAAAGCCACCAUAAACCUGAAGACGAUGAAGCGAGCCGAUGGAACGUACCCUCCAUGGUUGAGCGGAUCGUGA
This is a messenger RNA of Haemonchus placei, 441 nucleotides long. The record is from the annotation of a GenBank genome assembly. Lineage: Eukaryota; Metazoa; Nematoda; Chromadorea; Rhabditida; Trichostrongylidae.